This is a messenger RNA of Echinococcus granulosus, 621 nucleotides long. RefSeq names its product ATP synthase subunit O. Lineage: Eukaryota; Metazoa; Platyhelminthes; Cestoda; Cyclophyllidea; Taeniidae. The transcript is spliced from 5 exons. Gene Ontology annotation, biological process: proton motive force-driven mitochondrial ATP synthesis. The coding region runs from base 1 to 621 and encodes 206 amino acids. Gene Ontology annotation, molecular function: proton-transporting ATP synthase activity, rotational mechanism. The record is from RefSeq and is a predicted model, not a curated record.
AUGGCAUCCUUUAAUCUGAUUCGUAGCCUUUCUACCUCCGUCGCCUCUCGCGCCAUUAUUCGUCCCCCAACUCAGUAUUUCGGUGUUGACGGCCGCUAUGCCACCGCCCUCUACUCUGCAGCUAUCAAGUCAAAGAACCUUGAAAUCGUUGAGAAAGACCUUCUCAAACUCAAAAACACUCUCGCUACCGAUGCCAAGUUGAGUCACUUUUGUCACGAUCCAACCAUUAAACGGCAUGUCAAGGUCCAAGCUUUCUCCAACGUUCUGAAUAAACUUGGUCUGUCCAGUCAAGCCUUCAACAUGCUUCAACUUUUGGCACAAAACGGCCGCCUUGACAUACUUUCAAAGGUCCUGACCACUUUCGAACAGAUUAUGGUUUCCCAUCGUGGUGAGGUUUCCUGUGUUGUGACCACCGCUAAACCCUUGGAUCGUGCCACGGAACGUGAGUUGACCGGUGCUUUAGAAAAAUUCCUUGAAGCUGGUCAGAAACUACACCUCUCGCUUAAGGUGGAUCCAGAGCUCAUUGGUGGUAUGGUGGUUAGCAUUGGAGACAAGUAUAUCGACAUGUCGAUUCUGCGAAAACUGCGUUUUUACAAGGCGAUUCUGGAACAACCCGUGUAG